Molecule: messenger RNA, 1928 nt
Organism: Triticum urartu
Lineage: Eukaryota; Viridiplantae; Streptophyta; Magnoliopsida; Poales; Poaceae
Product: Transducin/WD40 repeat-like superfamily protein
Cellular component (GO): nucleus
Molecular function (GO): promoter-specific chromatin binding; protein binding
Source: RefSeq, a predicted model, not a curated record
GCUCAGGCCCCGUACGCCCGCCCGAGAUCCAAAGCGCCCCUUUCCCUGAUCUCUCCCCGUCGCGCGCGCCAGCUCGCCGGCGCGCACGCACGCACGCGGCCGCGGAAAUGGCGGACGACUCUACGGCCACCGCCUCCGCCUCCGCCCCCGCCCCGGCGUCGCCGUGCUCCGCCCCCUCCCGGCCCACGGACCCCGACUUCCUCAGCUGCGUCCUCCAGCCCCCGACCUCCUCCUCCUCAACCUCCCGCCCCGACCCCGACUACGCCGCCCUCCGCCGCCUCCUCCUCCGCCGCAAGUCCUCCUCCGCGCUCAACCACCGCAUGGAGUGGCGGUGCAACGGCAAGGGCUACGUCGCCUACCGGAACUUCCUCCUCCGCCGUAUCGAAGCCGCCUCAAGCAGCGCCCACAGCACGCCCAGCAACAGUGGGAGGUGGUUUGCUAGCCCUACUACAUUUUCUGAAGCAGACAGCUGGAGUUCUAUCAGGGACCUCAGAAGUAACAGCGGUAAGUUAAGCCGCACCAUGAGUGUCAGCUCAAAGCAGAGUGAACCUGAGCGCCAUGUCAGAUUCGCCGAACCUGCGUACUCGUUUGUUGGAAUGCAUUGCAUCUUUGACAAUUGCAAAGCAUCAGUUACCGUAUUGCAAUUUGGCCGCACGAAUUCAGAUCUGCUUGCUUAUGGUUCAUCCGAUGGCAGUUUGACGGUUUGCCAGGUUUCUGAGCCACCCUCUGUUCUUCAAAAAUUAACAGGACAUUCAAAAGAUAUCACAGAUUUUGAUUUUUCAUCUAAUAACCAGUACAUAGCUUCAUGCUCCAUGGAUAAAACUGUGAGAGUGUGGGAGAUCUCUAAAGGCACUUGUAUCAGAGUCGUAUAUGGAGUUUCUUCCCAGCUAUGCAUCUGCUUUCAUCCCGUGAACAAUAAUUUGCUGUUAGUUGGCAAUGCAAACAGGGAAAUCAAUGCAAUUAAUUUUAGUACUGGGAGAGUAAUCAGCAAACUCACCUGUGACAAUGCGGUUACAGCGUUGGAUAUCGACCACACUGGUCAGCUUAUUUUUGCUGGUGAUGCGCAGGGUUACAUAUACACUAUUAGUGUGAACUCUCACACAGGGUCUUUAUCUAGAACUCAUAAGAACAAGAGUUGUAAGAGCAAAUCUUCCAUUACAACCAUCCAGUACCGUACCUUCUCUCUCGUAGCACGUUGUCCAGUACUUCUCUCUUGUGCUCAAGAUGGAAACCUGUAUUUCUUCAGCAUUGCAACAAAUUCCCAUGGAUACUUGACUCUCAUAUGCUCUCUAAAAUUGGCUUCACCAGUGCAGAAUAUCCGUGCUUCUUUCUGUCCACUUCUUUCCCUUGAGAAAGGGGAAUUCAUAGUUACUGGCAGUGGAGAUUCGAAUGUUUACUUCUAUGAUUUGGCUCGGCCAAAGAAUUCAUGUGUAAAUAAACUGCAGGGACACGGCUCUCCAGUAAUGGGAGUAGCCUGGAAUCACGGGGAAAAUUUGCUCGCCUCAUCCGAUUCAGAUGGUACAGUUAUUGUAUGGAAACGAGCAAAAACUAAUUAGAGUGAACGCCACAUCUCGAGGAUGCUUGUAUACAGCAAUUGUAGAGGCUGAUACAUUGUCCCAACAGAGGCAUUGCCUAGCGCGCAUUGUACCCGCCACCAUGUUGUAACAUACCACAAGGCCUGGGCAAGAAGAUGGACCGGCCUUCAAUUAUAUUUACAGAAGUAUAGGUCUCCCAGUAGAGUGUAAAUCAUUUUUUUCCCCUGUGUAUCUUGUAUCAUUUCAUGCUUUUGCCCCCAAUUACAUUGAUUUUGUUGUUCAAUACUGAAAGGUAUAGUGGAAAUAGUACCCUGGGUUUUCAAAUCCAUUUGGUGCAUCAUGAUGUUGCUCUUCAAAACAAAGUUUAUGAAAUGAAAUGGAUUUGCUGCAUUA